Messenger RNA from Durio zibethinus, 2461 nucleotides. Its product is annotated as NAC domain-containing protein 71-like. Gene Ontology annotation, molecular function: DNA binding. The record is from RefSeq and is a predicted model, not a curated record. Gene Ontology annotation, biological process: regulation of DNA-templated transcription. Lineage: Eukaryota; Viridiplantae; Streptophyta; Magnoliopsida; Malvales; Malvaceae.
UUCUCUUCUUCCCAGCUUACUUCUCUUGUCAACUUUAUCAUAAUUCAUACUAAAAUAUAACUUUGGCUUUUAGGGGUACAAUUCCAGGCUCUAUUCCCAUUCAAAAUUUCCAAUUUAACCAGAGUUUUUGAAUGGUUAGGUUCCAAUUUUGGAAGUUCUAAUUAGUUUUUUUUUUUUGGUUGAAUUAACAAGCUAAGUGCAGAGUUGAAUCUGUUUUGGUUUCUGGGUAUUGGUUGUAAUCUAAGUUCUUGUUCAAUCUAACUUUAUUUUGGGAUAAAAUUUUUUGAGGGGGUGGGUAGGGGUGUACUAGUUUCACUGGAGAAGAACACAUUUCAAAGACAAUGAUUCUGCCAUUCACCGGGUGCAUUCUGUGGAAAUUGUACUCGGUUCUUGACAAAAAAUCUAGUGUUGAUAAAAGCUUUUACUUUUGGAUUUUCCAGAUUUUUAAUAGAUACAGCCUUGGCACUUAGCAGCAAAGUUCUUAACUUUCUUGACUCUGCUUCUGUUCUGCUCUAAUUCUGUUUUCUGUUCUGUUUCCCUUCUUUUUUUGCCAAUCUGUUCUUUCAUUUCCUUAAAAUUUCUAAACUAUCGUACAAGAGAAGAGUUAAGCAAAUUAGGGACUGAGAAAAUGGGAGGGGCAUCGCUGCCACCAGGUUUUCGGUUCCAUCCGACUGAUGAGGAAUUGGUAGGAUAUUACCUGACAAGAAAAACUGAAGGACUUGAAAUUGAGCUUGAAGUGAUUCCUGUGAUCGAUUUGUACAAGUUUGAUCCUUGGGAGUUGCCAGAGAAGUCGUUCCUUCCAAAGCGAGAUUUGGAAUGGUUCUUUUUCUGUCCCAGGGAUCGAAAGUACCCUAAUGGCUCGAGAACAAACCGAGCCACCAAGGCUGGCUAUUGGAAAGCUACAGGAAAAGACAGGAAAGUAGUGUGUCAAUCUGCUGUGACUGGCUACCGUAAGACCCUAGUUUUCUACCGGGGACGUGCGCCUUUAGGAGAUCGAACUGAUUGGGUUAUGCAUGAGUAUCGGCUCUCUGAUGAGCCUUCUCAAGGAUCAACUAAUCAGGGUGCUUUUGCCUUGUGCCGUGUUGUGAAAAGGAACGAACAGAAGGCGAGUGAUGAGCAUGGAGAACCAAAAGCCAAGAGGGCUGGAAGCAGUUCAACCAAUGUGGAACUUCCCUCAACAAGGAUCUGCAACGAGCCUUUGAGUACUUCCGGUGACAUUUCGUGUCAAACAAGUUACCCUAACAACGAGAGUCGUUAUUCAAGUCCUAUUACUUCUCCUUAUCCUUACGAAGUCACACAAGUGCAACCACCUGUUUCUCUGGGUUCCGAUCCUGCCAGCUUUUGGGUCUCACCUGAUCUAAUUGUUGAUUCUUCAAAGGAUUAUCCACAAAUUUGUGAAACAGCUGCUCAAUACUUUCCACAGUAUGAGUUUCCAAGCUCACUGACCAUGUGGCAGCAAUAUGAACAGACUGAUUUCUCCCCUAGUUCAUCGUACUCAAAUUUUGGGGAACUUGAACAUGUAGAUGAUCUCAGUCGCUUUGGCUGCUUGUCACCUUACUCAGGCCAUGCUGAUUACAUGGACUUCUAUGGCAAUGAAGGCUAUGACCAGACUGGUUCAUUUAACUAUCUGAACCCUUUCUGAAAAAGGAAGGAAAGAUGAUGGUAGCUCUUCUUUUCUAAUGAAGGGCAUGAAACUUUGGGCCAAGCUCCAAUUUGCAGGCAAGGUAGUGGAGGUAGGAAUUUGGGGGAAUGUGAUGAUGGUCUUUGGUUGCAAGCAUAAAAAUUUGGUGAUUGUGAUGUAGGGGGUCCUUAUCCGUAUGACCGAUGUAUGACAGUACCUAGUUUGUCUUAUCUAGAAGAGGUCUCUAAGACAACGCCUUUUUAUGUUGGUUCUUGGAGUAAUAAAUAAGAAGCACAACCCCUUCACUGCUAUGAGGUUCCAUUAAGGUUGCUGUGUCUUAGUUAUGUUUGUAAGGAAGGCUGCAAUGGCUGCAGCUAAGUAUCUGUUUUAAUCAGUUUCUAGUUUAUGUUUUUUGAUACAAAAAUGAUCCCCUGAUGGUAAUCACUUUUAACAGUUGCACGUGGAGUUGGUUUAAUGGCAACUGAACUAUUUUUCCUACAUGGUUUUAUGAAAUAAAAUAAACUUAUGUAUAUUCUAAUUUCCAGGUGCUGAAAUUGCAUGUUUGCUGAUAACAUUUAUGGGAAUGCCUGCACUUAUGAAUCUUCUACAAAUGCUAAAUGAACACUUUAAACAAAAAAAUCAAGUGAAGGGCAAAUUAUUCGGCAUAUCGGUCAAUGUUUGAACUGGGAAGAUUUUACUUCUUUUUUCAACUUUAAUCAUCAAGCAGAGUUGUCAACUUCACUCUCUCGCUGUCAAAUCAUUUGUAGAGGUGUAAGUGAAUAAGCUUUGAAUGAAUUCUUUGUUGACAUAAGUAUAUCGGAUCAUUUAUAUUCAUUUAUU